Messenger RNA from Aspergillus welwitschiae, 1669 nucleotides. Its product is annotated as epoxide hydrolase family protein. The transcript has 7 exons. The coding region runs from base 220 to 1407 and encodes 395 amino acids. Gene Ontology annotation, molecular function: epoxide hydrolase activity. The record is from RefSeq and is a predicted model, not a curated record. Gene Ontology annotation, biological process: epoxide metabolic process. Lineage: Eukaryota; Fungi; Ascomycota; Eurotiomycetes; Eurotiales; Aspergillaceae.
GUAAUUAGUGACGGUCCUGGUUGAAUCCAUGGUGUUGCAUGCUAACUUAUUGGGUACACCGAAACAUUUGCUGACAUGAUGAUAAAAGCAUUCUAGCUAUUUCAGUCCAGCUAAACCAUGUGAUGUAAAAGCAGGUAACCCCACUUGUUGCUUCACAACACUUCGUAGAUUCAUCUUUUGCCCAACAUCCGCUGUCUGAUAGCUUCAACUGAUAUCACGAUGACACUCGCUUACAGCAACAUCCCCUCGGGUGCGACCGUCAUCCCAUCCCCCUUUCAAGUUCAUAUUUCAGACGAGCAAAUCGAGGAGCUACAGCUAUUGGUCAAGCUGUCGAAGCUCGCGCCUCCUACAUACGAAGGCCUUCAGCAGGAUCGUAGAUAUGGCAUAACCAAUGAAUGGCUUGCCAAUGCAAAGGAAGCUUGGAAGAGCUUUGACUGGCGCCCAGCGGAAAGCCGCAUCAACAGCUUCCCUCAGUUUACCUAUGAUAUCGAGGGCCUGACCAUUCAUUUUGUGGCGUUGUUUUCUGAGAAGAAGGAUGCAAUCCCUAUCGUUCUCCUCCAUGGCUGGCCAGGCAGUUUUCUCGAGUUUCUCCCCGUUCUGACUUCAAUCCGGGACAAAUAUAGCCCUGAAACCUUGCCAUACCAUAUAGUGGUCCCGUCACUUCCGGGAUAUACGUUCUCGUCCGGUCCUCCGCUGGAUGUCAACUUCAAUGGCGAGGAUACAGCCCGCGUCAUCAACAAGGUGAUGCUCAAUCUCGGUUUCGAGGAUGGCUAUGUGGCACAAGGCGGAGAUAUUGGGUCAAAGAUCGGUCGCAUACUUGCAGUUGAUCAUGAUGCUUGCAAAGCUGUGCAUUUGAAUGCCUGCUAUAUGGGCAAGCCAUCGAACAUACCAGACACGGCUAUUACUGAGGAAGACAAACGCGCGCUGGCUCGUGCACAGUGGUUUGCUACCUUUGGCAGUGGUUAUGCUGUCGAGCAUGGUACUCGACCCAGCACUAUUGGCAAUGCGCUAUCCACAAGUCCGGUCGCUCUGCUCUCCUGGAUCGGAGAGAAGUUCCUCGAUUGGGCUGGUGAAACCAUUCCCUUAGAGACUAUCCUAGAAUCGGUGACUUUGUACUGGUUUACUGAGACAUUCCCCCGGUCUAUCUACCACUAUCGGGAGAACUUCCCGCCGCCCAAGCUGAGACAUGCCGAAGACCCCCGAUGGUACAUUCGCAAGCCGUUUGGCUUUUCAUAUUAUCCGAUGGAGCUUGUACCCACCCCACGCGCUUGGGUUGAGACAACAGGAAACCUGGUGUUCUGGCAGGCUCAUGAGAAGGGAGGACAUUUUGCAGCGCUGGAAAGGCCCCAGGAUUACCUUGAUGAUUUGACGGCGUUCUGUGAACAAGUAUGGCCUGGUAGAAAAUGAGAUGGUGCCACGAUUACCGUGGGUCGUCUAUAGCAUGCUCGGAAGGCUGCAUCAGUCCAAUAGCGAUAUGCGAAUCAGACACUAAAGCUUGUCUCGGAUGUAGUUGUAUAUAUCGCUCAUAAUAGAGCUCCCCAUCUGAAUGGACAGUCAUCUAGCGUGUCUACGGCAUAUUGUUAGCUGAGUUUUCACUGCAACUGGAUUGGACCCCUCUCCCACCGAAAGUCAUGAUGAGUCGAUCCUCGUGGCUUUGUCGGUACUUUUC